This is a messenger RNA of Dermatophagoides farinae (American house dust mite), 4480 nucleotides long. It is a transcript of the gene Tao, whose product is annotated as Serine/threonine-protein kinase Tao. Gene Ontology annotation, molecular function: protein serine/threonine kinase activity; ATP binding. Lineage: Eukaryota; Metazoa; Arthropoda; Arachnida; Sarcoptiformes; Pyroglyphidae. The record is from RefSeq and is a predicted model, not a curated record. Gene Ontology annotation, biological process: protein phosphorylation. Gene Ontology annotation, cellular component: cytoplasm.
CACUAAACAAAAAAAAGAAAAUAUACCAUCAAAUCAUCAAGCAAGACGACAACGACGGCGACGACGUCGUCGGUGCUCAAUCCCAAAAAAAAAAAUUUUUUUUUUUUUUUUUAUGCCUAUCAUCAUUGAAAUCUUUUUUUUUCAACAAACGAAAAUAUAACAACGAGAAAAAAUUCCCCUUCUUUUUUUCUUUAUUCUACUACACACACAUACACACACCCCCAUUCUUGUAAGAAGAAUUCCAAAAUCUCAUCUCUAUUGUGUAUUGCUCAAUCUUAAUUCUAUCCUAAAUCGUUUCAAUAUUUGUUUGUUUGUAUCGAUGGUCCGAUGACUAGAUUUUGUUGGCCAUUUUGUGUGUCUGUUUUUGUUUUGUUUUGUUUUUUUUUGUUGAAAAGUUUCAUUGUGUGAAUGGCCAUCGUUUGGUAUGAAGAAAGAAAAUAUGUCUCUUCUUGGUGAUCAUGGUCUAAUCAACUUUAUUCGUCAUCUUAAUUAUUUUCCUCAAAUAGACCUUGAGAAAUUUAUCGAAUAAUCAGCAGAAGCAACAAUAACAAGCUAAAAUUCUUCGAUGGUGUGAUGACACCCACACACACACACACACACAAACAAAACGACAACAUUGAAUGAGCUGUUUUUUUCUUGAAAAUAUGUUUGGGACUUUUUUUGUUUGAUGAUUCUUCUGAUUGACAAAACCAUCACGAUGACCAUGUCAUAGUUUUAAAUCUGUAUUCAAUUUUUCUCAUGAAGAUUUAAAUUUUUCUUCAGAAAACAAAAACUUAAAGAGAUAACAAUAAUCGACGAUUAAAUGAGCAAAAACAUUUUUCGUUUGACCAGACCAGAUUUCGAUUAUAUUAUCCUGAUCACAUAUUCAUUCAACCAAAAAAAAGUGUUGAUGAUCUUUAAAAAGAUUUUUAGAAACUAUAAACUAUUGUCAUUUUCUAAUUUAAAAUAAAAAUAAAAAUAAUCGACACAAUGCCAACACAUUUCAGAAUCGGUCAUCUAAAGGAUCCAGAAAUUGCACAAUAUUUUGAUAAAGAGGAUCCAGAAAAAAUUUUCACCGAUUUACGUGAAAUUGGACAUGGAAGUUUUGGUGCCGUCUAUUAUGCUCGAAAUGUCGUUACAAAAGAAGUGGUUGCCAUUAAAAAAAUGUCCUUCACGGGCAAACAAUCAACAGAGAAAUGGCAAGAUAUCCUAAAAGAAGUGAAAUUCCUAAAAACCUUAAAAAAUCGUAAUACAAUCGAUUAUAAAGGAUGCUAUCUAAAAGAUCAGACGGCAUGGUUAGUGAUGGAAUAUUGUCUUGGAUCAGCAUCCGACAUUAUUGAAGUGCACAAAAAACCAUUGAGAGAGGAAGAAAUAUCUGCUAUUUGUCAUGAUUCACUAAAAGGCCUGGAAUAUUUACAUUCACAAUGUCGUAUACAUCGUGAUGUAAAAGCUGGCAACAUUUUAUUGACCGAAAAUGGCACAGUCAAAUUAGCCGAUUUCGGUUCAGCAUCGAUAAUAUCGCCAGCCAAUUCAUUUGUUGGUACGCCAUAUUGGAUGGCACCAGAAGUUAUUCUAGCCAUGGAUGAAGGUCAAUAUGAUGGUAAAGUAGAUGUUUGGUCAUUGGGCAUAACCUGUAUAGAAAUGGCCGAACGAAAACCACCUUAUUUUAAUAUGAAUGCUAUGAGUGCCUUAUAUCAUAUUGCCCAAAAUGAUUCACCUACAAUAAGUCAUGUCGGAAAUACGGAUUGGUCGGAUUUAUUUCGAAAUUUUGUUAAUUCCUGUCUAAAAAAGAAUCCCAAUGAACGGCCAACAUCCAGUGCAAUGUUGAAGCAUUCAUUUAUAACGAGACCACGUUCACACACAGUAAUCAUGGAUUUGAUUAAUCGAACAAAGACAGCUGUACGAGAAUUAGAUAAUCUUAAUUAUCGUAAAAUGAAAAAAAUAUUAAUGGCAGAUAAUCGCGAUUCUGAUCUUCAAAGUCAAAGUUCUCAGAUUGAUUAUGAAAGUGAUAUAAACGAAGAAGUCAUACAACAUAAUAGCCGCAAUAAUGGUAACAACAACAAUAAUAAUAAUCGCAAUAAAGCCGGCAAUAGCAAUAUGAACCAUUAUCCUCAUCAUCACCAACAACAACAUCAACAACAUUCAUAUUACCAGAAUCAUCAACAAUACCAUGGAUCCAAGAAUCAAUCUGCGCAACAACAACAACAUCAACAGCCAAAUUAUCAAAAUCAACAACCAUUAUAUGGAAAUAUUGUGAAUAAUUAUAAUAAUAAUGGUAAAAGUAAUAGUGUGGCAAGCUAUAAUAGCCGACAAAGUACCAGCCAGGUUAGCAUCUGUAGUCAAAGUAGCAGUACCAGUAGCAUACCUGCUGCCAAUAAUUGUGUCACUGAUAUCGAUGCUUAUCGUAAUCCAAUGUCGAUCCGACGUGAAAGUACAAGUUCGAGCACCGGUGCUGGUGGUAUACCAAAUCAAGCAAAUCGAAUCAGUCCUUCGAAUUCUUCUGCCAGUAUAAAUAGCACAGAAUUGGGUGCCAAUAAUUUUGCCACAUUGCGUACUACUUCGAUUGUCACUAGGCAAUUAAAGGAACAUGCUCGUGAUAAUCAACUACAAGAACAAAUGUCCGGUUAUAAACGGAUGCGUCGCCAACAUCAGAAAGCAAUCAUGCAGCUAGAAGAUAAAUGUCGACAAGAAUUCGAAGAACAACAACAACGAUUAGACAAAGAAUAUGAUGCACUAUUACAGCAAUUUAAAAAAGAUUUGGAGAAACAAAUCACCAAACAGCAGCAAGAACUAGAUAAAAAGUUAAAAGUAAAUGCAACACAACAACGUAAGAUAAGCAAAUCGAUGACAAAUACACAAAAAGACGAAUUUAGUCGUGCACAAAUACAACAAAAACGUGAAUUUAAAUGUAUCAAAGAUAGACUGAAACGUGAAUAUCCACAUGACGAAUAUAAAGUGCGAUUAGAACAAGUGCAAAAAGAACAACAUCUUAAAUUACAAAAACUACAACAACAGAAUGAAGAAUAUUAUAAUUUGGAGAUACGAAAAUUUCGUCGCCGUAAACUAAUACUUUAUCAUCAAUUAGAAAGGGAUAUGUUACGCGAUGAGCUUAACAAACGACAAGGUCAAUUGGAACAAGCGCACGAUAUGUUGAUGCAACAUCAUGAUAUAUUCCAAGAUCUUCAAUAUCAACAACAAAAAGCUAUCCAUCAAUUACGUGAGGAACAGAUUCGUAAUCAGCAUUCGAUCGAAUUGGCCAAUCAACAAGAAUAUAUUGAUCGAAGAUUAAAAGAAUUACGUAAAAAACAUGCCAUGGAAGUGAAGCAACAGCCAAAAAGUCUUAAACAAAAAGAAUUACAGAUAAGGAAACAAUUCCGUGAAACGUGUAAAACACAAACACUUCAGUACAAAGCCUGGAAAGAACAAAUAUUGAGUUCGACACCUAAAGAUGAACAGAAAAAUGUCAUUAAAAAAUUGAAAGAAGAACAAGUUCGAAAGCUACAAAUUUUAGGUGAACAAUAUGAACAAAGUAUAUCAGAUAUGCUUCAAACACAAUCGAUACGAUUGGAUGAAGCACAAGAACAAGAUCAAAAUGAACUGAGAAAUCAGCUUGAUCAAGAGCUUGAAUCAUUGAGAGCUUUUCAAAGCAAAAUUCGAUCAAAUGCUGAAGCACAACGUGCCAAAGAACGUAGUGAACUUGAAGAAAGAGUCAGAAUCGAUAAAUUGAAAUUGGAGAAAAAGAUGGAAGAUGAACGUCAACAAUUUCAGAAUGAACGAAAUGAACGUAAACGUUUGUUACUUGAACGUCAAGCACAGGAAAUUGAAAAAUUUGAUUUGGAAAGCACACAAAUGGGCUUCAAUGCAUUGGCCAUUGCCGAUGCAUCUACUGAACCAUAUCCACAAUUAUUGGAUAAUGAUGAUUCUGCCAGUGUUAGCGGCAGUUUAUUAUCGCUUGCUCAUAGUAAUAGCGCAACGUCUUUCACUCAUACUGCCCUAUAGCCUCCAACUUUUUUUUUGGAAACCCAUCAUCAUCAUCAUCAUCAUCAUUUUGCCAAAUAUAACAAAAAUUCACGAUUCUAAAUUGAAUAUGGCCAUUCAUCUAAUUAUGGCCACUGUUUUAUAAUGCUCAAAGCACAAAAAAAAUUCCAUUUCUUUUCAAACAUUUGUCUUCAUCAUUAUCACAAUGGGUGAAUUAAUUAAAUAGAUUCAAAUGGGUGGUGAUUUUUUUUACAUUUGUUGUAUUAUUAUUAUUUAUAAAUUAUGUGGAAAAAAUUUUUACUUUACAUACCAGCUGAUGAUAAAAACUCAUCAAACCUCAGAAAUUGGAUGAAUAUGAAUCAAUUGUAAUAUAUAAAAUAUUUAUAUUCAAUGUUUGUAUAGAAAACAUACACAUCCACACACACGGAAAAGAUGUUACACUUUAUUUUGUUCUUGUUUUUUUUGAUUGAUUGAUUGAUUGAUCUCUCUCUCUCUCACACGUUUUGUCAUUAUUGAUUGAUUG